Molecule: messenger RNA, 5517 nt
Organism: Alexandromys fortis (reed vole)
Lineage: Eukaryota; Metazoa; Chordata; Mammalia; Rodentia; Cricetidae
Gene: Adig
Product: adipogenin
Exons: 3
Coding region: 5013-5255 (80 amino acids)
Biological process (GO): white fat cell differentiation; brown fat cell differentiation
Cellular component (GO): nucleus; lipid droplet; cytoplasm
Source: RefSeq, a predicted model, not a curated record
GUUCGAUGGCCUGAUGAUAGGGUAGACAUGGUUUCUUGAUUAAAUACCAAUAAUGGGAGUUCACAACAGGCUGAAAAUUAUUUCAGGACCAAGCAGCAAGCUGCAGUAGUUCUUGGAGGGUUCUAUUCAUGGUUCAGGAGGAAGUGUCCCACUGCCACUCACUCAGCUCUUUAGAGAGCAGCUGCUUCACAAUCCAUAGAAUCAGAGUCAUCUCCAUAGGUGGCAGCUGCUGUUAUGUUUCCUGGUCUUAGCCAGCUGAAGGUACAAGUUCCCUGCCAGGACUCUGGAAUAUUUCAGUCACUUGACUGUUGUUUUUCUGCAAGGGACUAAGCAUAGGAGGUGGCCAGAACCAAACUGUUUUAGGACUCCUGUUACAGUGUUCACUAUAUUCCAAUUUUUAUGUUCUUACUCCUUCAGUAAGAUUAUUUGUCUUAGAAAACAAAUAACAUGUAUAGUCCAAAGAAGAAUAAUCAGAGAUUAACAGGGCUAUUCCCCCGCUGUCAUUAAGAUCUGCAGAUCAGGGUCUACUGUUUGGUUUGAGGUUUUGCUCUUUCCCUAGGAUAUUAGGGGCAGUGUUAUACCCGCUCAUCUGUGCAGGUGCCUCCAUUCUAGAAGUAUGUCUUCUGCGGUCCCUGAGCAAGAACCAUGGGUGUAGCAUCCCGUAGGCUGGUUUGCCACAACCCCCCCUUUUUUUUCUCUACUCAGGUACAGACCCCCCCUCUCCUCCAAUCUUCCUUGUUCUUGGUGUCAUCCUCUUCCUUCCCACUGUGAGUCUAGUUUCCAUUCAAGGCAUAGUGUUCUGUCUUUAUUUUUUUUUUAAAGUCAGGCAAUAAUCUAAUGUCUUCAGGUGAUACCGUGGGGUAAGGAAUGGUAAAAAUUAGUAGUGAGGUUUUUCCUAAAAAUAUUCUAGUAAUUCAGCAAGAAGAGGUGAAAUUGAACAACCUUUAAGAUCCUUCCAGACUGACACUUAAUUUCUUGUUCUGUGUGAGGUGAAUAAAGAAUUUGUACAUACAUGUGCAACUUAGAACAUUGCAGAGGCUACAGAUAACUGAUAAAGAUGUACUUCUUUCCUACUCUGGGGAUUGUUUAAAUAAUACCAGAAAGAUGACGUAUGGGAUUUAUGUGUUGGGGUGGGCUUUCUGGCCCUUCCCCUUCGGUUGGCUCUAAUUUUGAUAACUUUGGUAAGAGAACAACAAUGGCAGAUGUAGAUUGAAAUCUGGGGUACAUGGUGAUUCCCCAAGAAGGGAGGGAAGCCCUAGUGUGUACAGCCAACAGAACUUGGGAUGCACCCCCUCACUGGUUCCUUCUGCUCCACACACCAUCUACCUACCAGAGGGUGUGAUAAGAGCCUUCGGUCUCAGAGUGUGGUUUGGAAUCCUGCUCGUUGAGUUCACCCUCCUGCCUGCGCUAAGAUCACUUUGAACAGAAUCUUGUCAGAGGAACAUACUUAGUACUUACAAUAAUCUUAGAAGUUCACUUGAUAAAUUUGCCCACACAGGCUCAGAAACUUUGAAGAAAUACUGGAACCAAUCUGGACUAUGGUUUAAACUGUUCGGUUGCUGUACUUGGAUGCCUAGGCACUCUCAAAGAGGAACAUUUGCUAAGGGUAUUUAGGCUGGCAGCCCCCUCCUGUUCACUUCUGAAACUGGGGGCGGGAGUAGGGGAUUGCUCCUUUGCCUGGGAGCACAGGAGACAGGGCUCUUAACUUCUUCAAACUUUGCUGCCACCUUUCCCAUUUGUCUAGAGUUUCCUCUUAAGGCCUCCUGGCCUUUGGCUCCUUGAAAAGAACUCCAGUGGUAGGGCAGCCCUCCCGGCCAUACAGAUGCAUGUGCCAUGCACAUGUGUAUAUGAGCAUCUCCCUCUUCAGCUCCCCGAUCUUAGGGUAGCUCCAUCAUGGGGCUCACCCAUAAAAACACCUACACUUUGGCUGGCCCUGUCGUUGUCUGGCUCACAGGUAGUAGGACAGCCUGGAAGAACAGCUCCCUGUCUGCAUUAGGGGAGAAUCAGGUUCUGCAGGCUGACCUCUACAGUGAUGAGUUUUCCAGGGUGUAUUCCUAUUGAGAAGUGGAACUUCCCCACAGAGUCAGCCUUGGUCAGAGCUGGGUAGGUGGUGACAACUGUCUUAGAGGACAUUUGACACUCUCCUGGCGUCAGUUGUCCAUUAGCAUUUAAAGCCUGUUCAGGCCGGAUCUUUGGUGUUAACAGUGACCAUUGGCACCCGCUGGUCCGUUCUCAGCACUCCCUGACAUUCCCUCUUCCUGAGGGAUCCACCUGGCAGUGGAGUCACUUGUCUCACUGCUGGCAGAGCCCGGCAUUGCAUAGUGUUUUCUCAGAACAGCCACCCUUGUUCUUCAGACAAGCUUUUUUAGUGAUGAGAGGAAAUGUGUAAUUUGGGAUUCCACAGUGCCUUGCAUAUGGUAGGCGCCCAAUACCUAUUUGUUGAAGCAAAUCAAGUUCUUUGUCCCCACAGUGACCAACGCAUCUUCCUCCGAAGGGCUUGGCAGUUGUGGCUAAAAUCUAAGUAUCAUUAUUUGCUCGAAACCAUAUUUACAGUUUGUAUGAAUUUCGGUAUAUUGCCAAGAUGGGAUCUUUUUUUCCUAUUGUAUUUUCUGUAAAUAUUUCUGCCACUGAUCUGUAAAGUAAAGGAGAUGUAAAUAUGAAGGUGUGCCUGUGUCCCUCGCUGCCUGUGCUGGAUCUGCGCUAGCCUGGGAAGAAGGUGCAGAGGUUCGUAUUUAUGCCUGUCCUCCGUCCACAAGAAACCCACAGGAUAAUGAAUGUAAUACACGCAGUCAAUUAAAUUUUAAGGAGCUUCUUAUCUAAUAACUUGGUGUGUCCUUUUGGUUAUCAGCCACAGGGCUGGCUCCUGCUUGGUCAUUCUGACGUCACUCUCCAGGAGGGUCUGCUCAGUUUUAGCUAAUCUAGGUUUUCACUCUAGGUUUUUUACUUUUCCUGAAAUACUCAAAAUUAGGCUAAUUUUAAGAGAAAAGGACAUGUCCUUCUAAUGCUGGCAGGAGUGUGUAGAAUUAAGAUACAAAGGCUGGAAGUUGGGGGAUGAGUGAGUCCUGGGGUUUUCUGCCUGUAGAGAAAAGUAAGGACAUUCCCAGAUGGAGAGGGCACAGAGGUCACCUGUGCCCUCACUGCCCCUUUGCACUGGUUGGCUCAGAGGGCUUUACAAGAAACAUGUUGGGGCCAUGAGCCUGGGUCAUAGGUGAUGGGCUGGCGAAUCUUGGAUACAUAAGUGAGAGCUGUUAAUAUGCCUGCCUGCACCCGGAGCCACCCCUCCAGCCUGGCACCAACUCCACAGAACGGCUGUCCUGCUGCAUGUGAGCUGCCUGGGACCCAGAGCCGCCCUCUCCCUUUUUCUUAUCCAGCUCUACCUGCCAGCACAGGACCUACAGCUGGGCCAAUUGGCACAAGAAGCUGACUUCAGUGGCCCAUUUUGCGAAAGUUUCAUAGCUAGCCAAAAAUAUAAGCAUUCAAGUUUUUCCACCUCUGUAGCUCAGCUCUCCGACACACCUCCAUACUGACCCGGCACCUAGAAAUCCCAGCCCCGACUGCUCCUUUUCUGGCCUCUGGGCCUGCCUUGUCCACAGCCUGCCGUGUUCUUAGGUGCACGUUUGAAUCCUGUUUACCCAGACUCCUGUGGGUUUACUCAGCCUGGCCUGGUUCCCCUUCUCUGUAGACAGGCGUCCUCCUCCAUGUCUUGCCCUCUAACCCAAUUUUGAUGCAUCAGCUUCCCAGUCUAGGACAACCCUGACUUCAACCUGUGCUCUUCCACUAUGAGAUGCUGUGUUCUCCCGCAUCAUGCCUGCCUCCCGCCCAGUCAUGACUCAACCGCAGGGGUGCAGCCUCAAUGAAGGAGGGUGAGCCUAGGAACUGGCACGUUUAACGUACCUCCCAGCCCCACUCAUCUUUUGAAGACUGCACAGGCCAGUUUAUUACAGACAUCCCCUGACUCCCAAUGAAUGCCCACUUCCUGCCACAAGUGUAAGUCCAGCCCAGGUGGGAAGGAUGAGAGGUGUUGUCUUGCCCCACCGAGACAAGGGGGCAAGUUUUUAGAAGUCCCUUGCUAAAACGCCUAAUAAAGGUAAGUAGAGGAAGCUUCAAUAUAAUGUUAGUGUUAAGUGGUGGCUCAGUGUGUGGCCCGACAGGUUUAGCCUACAGCGUUCUAACGAAGUCUGAUCCCAUCUGUUUGUGUUUGGAGGGGCAGAUGCACCCAGGUGUUUUCCUGGUCUCUAUUAGAACGGGAUCUUUGGCUGGAUGGAGCUUGCCGUUUCGGCUAUUCUUGCUAGCCAGCUUGGCCCUAGGAUUCCCUGCCUCUGCUGGGAUUACAGGAAGGCUGACAAACCCACCUUUAUGUGGAUUCUGGAGCCCUCCCCCCAACUCUGGGCCUCAUUUCUGGGAUAGGCAUCUUAUUCCCCUCCCCUGUCUCCUGUUUUAAACUUGGGAGACUCCACAUAAAAACCAGAUGUUAGGCUCUUGUGGGGGUGGGCAGUGUGGCAAUGCUGCAUCUGCCUUUCCUAUGUGGCAACUGUUGCUGGAGCUCCCCAGUCUCUUACCUUCCAGCACCGAGCUUCCUCCGUUCCCGACAGUGCCCUGUCCCACAAGCGCGGCGUGUGCGUGUGCGUGCGCGUGUGUGUACGUGCCACUGGAAGCAGCACCCGGGGCCCUAGCUGGUUCAUGGCCACACUAACUAUGAGUAGGCGAGUACCUUUUGUGGGCCGAUGUUUGUCCUUCUGUUUCUCUGAGUUUAGAAUUGCUCAGUUCCCUCAGAGGCUCGCAUGAGCCCUGUGGCUGCUGGGCUAGUCCAGCCCUGGCCGUCCUCAGAAGUCAGCCUGUCUCCCAGCCAGACCCUUUCAGCUCCCUCUGCCUGAGGACUGUGACUUCCUUGUUACAUCACACUCACUGUUAAGUCACAAUUGGGCUGAAAGCAGAGCCUGGCCAAGCCGCCAGGCACUCAGGGGCAGCCUGCCUGCUCAAUCCAGGUGGCUUCACAUGGCCACAGGUGCACAAUGAAGUACCCUCUUGUGCCGCUGGUGAACGACCUCACGCUCUCUUUCCUGGUGUUCUGGCUCUGCCUGCCCGUGGCUUUGCUGCUGUUCUUGAUGAUCCUCUGGUUACAGUUCUUACUCAGUCAAGAGUCAAAGGAAGAUUAUUCAGAUUUAUGUUUCAACUGGGAACCCUGGAGCAAAAGACCUUCUGAGUCUGGCCAUGAGGAGACAUUCUGUGACUAUGAGUACAGGCACUACUGGUGAGCCUGUUCUACCUGGUAUCAUCUGGGCCCAAGUGGAUGGUAGAAAGAGAACACUGGAUUCCAAGGAGCCUUCCUGGGACCUCCGGUGGUCAGACCUACCAAGCCUGUUGCCGAAUCAUCUGUCCUCCAUCAACACAGAUGACCUGAAGUCUUUCAGAGAAGAGUCAGGCCCAAGGAGUUUAUAGGGGACAGCUGGCCAGCUCAACUCCCAGGAGGUGUGGGGUCCCUAUUAAAGAAAUGGGGUUCUUCUGUGCCCUGCCAGA